AGGGGCGAUGCCCGCGCGCCGCUCCCUGUCAAUCAGGCGCGCGUCACUUCCUUUCCUGGUCUGCCGCUUUCUGCUCAUUACAGUUGAAGAGUCCGUCAGUCGAGAAGCUUCAGCUACGGAGACUGAGGCUGCCUCUGCCGCGCGCCAGAUCUUCUGUAUUUGUGUGGCCUCGAGGGGCGGGGCCGGGACCGGGACGGCAGCUUCACGCUCGUUACCCUCGGCUGCCGCCGCCGCCGCCGGAGAACCAGCCCUGUGGAGCCGAGCCAGGCCCAGCCAAGCCGGGCCCUCGAACGGAAAGACUCGGAGGAACCUGCUGCUGCUGAAACUGAGGGCCGAGGGGAGAGUCACCCGGCAACGAUUAACAGCUGAGGUACUGAUCGAGUUCUGCUCUUCUUCAAUGAGGAACUACAGGCUGAUCUUCUGCCAUAACCUCAAGCAGCCAUAAAUGACAAAAGAAUGCUUGAAAGACAGCUUUGAUAUUGGGCUGCAUAAAGAUAUGAGGAAGAGCUCCUCCCCUUCUUUGAGUAACUGCAACUCUGUUCUCACUAACAAAAUAUUUGGAAUUCCACUCGAUGAACUCCAGCAGGAAGGACAGCCAGGCAGUGAAGUUCCAUUCAUAGUCCGCCAUGUUGUGGACUAUAUUGAGGAACAUGGAGGUCUAGAGCAAGAAGGACUUUUUCAAGUCAAUGGAAAUGCAGAAACAGUGGAGUGGCUUCGGCAAAGAUAUGACAAUGGAGAAGAUGUGGAUCUGGUUAAAGAAGCGGAUGUACCUUCAGCUAUUAGUCUUCUUAGAUUUUUUCUUCAAGCACUUCCAGAACCAGUUAUUCCUAGCACUCUACAUAUGCAUUUGAUACAACUUUCUCAAGAUUUUAAUGAAGAUGAAUUUGGAAGAAAGUUGAGGUUUCUCUUGCAGCAGCUUCCGCCUCUUAAUUACAGUUUGUUAAAGUUUCUGUGUAGAUUUUUAGCUAAUGUAGCAACGCAUCAUGAAGAGAUUUGGUCUGCAAGUUCUCUAGCUGCAGUUUUUGGUCCUGAUAUCUUUCACAUUUACACAGAUGUGGAGGAUCUGAAAGAGCAAGAACUUGUUAGCAGAAUAAUGGCGGGGCUGUUAGAAAAUUAUGAUGAACUCUUUGAAAAUGAAGAGGAAGAUUUUUCAUCUAAUGAUUUAAGUUCAGUAACCGAGCAGAGAUUGCCAUACUGUAUAGUUUUUCAAAUGAAGUGUUUUUACAUGAAAUGCUCAUUUGGAAUUGCAAAAAUAAUCAGAAUGGCUUACAAAGUUCUACUGCACAGUGCUCAUCUCUCUCCCUUAAGCAUCUUGCCAGCCUCUGCAGACAUCUUGGAAAGAACAAUUAGAGCAGCUGUGGAACAACAUCUCUUUGAUCUGCAGAGCAUAGAUCAAGAUCUCAAGAAUUUACACCACCACCAAAUGGUGUGCCAAGAAGCAAAUAUUAAGGGGGAUGAAGGAUCUAACAACCAGGAUGAUACUGAAAAGAAUAUUACUAAAGAUGGUGAGAAUCUUGGUGACUGCUCUGAAGCUGUGGAUUGCACUAAUUUAGACAAUGAAGUUAUGCAGCCUGUGUCUGAGGAAAAGGAAAAUUAUCAGGAAGCAGGCAUAUUAUUGCAGCCAUGUGAUGGAACAGAAGACGCUAAAGAGUCUGUUGGAGAUAAGCAAGAUUGUACAUCAUUUGAUGAUGGCGACAAAAUGACUUCACACGUGAUUCUGGGUUUUAUUAGCAAUGUUUGUGAUCCAAGUGUCAAAAAUGAGUUGGAAGAACUGAAAAACAGAAACAACAAUGCUCCUGAAGCAACAUUGUGUGUCCCUGUACCACAUCUUGAUUUGAAGAAUGUGAAUGGUGGUGACAAAUGGGAAGCACCAUGCCCUAUCACUUUUCCCCUCAUUGAUUUCAAAACAAUGCAUCUGCAGACAGAAGGGGAGGAGCCGUUUCCGGCUUUUAAAUCUUGGCAGGAAGAGAGUGAAUCUGGAGAAGCUCAGCUUUCUCCACAAGCUGGAAGAAUGAAUCAUCCUCUGGAAGAAGACAGUCAUCCCAUAUUGUCCCAUCGGAGUUUGGAUUUUGGACAAAGCCAGCGUUUUCUGCAUGAUCCAGAAAAAGCAGAUUCUUCAUCUAAAGCACUUUCUUUUGUUAGAACUCGAAGAGCAUCAUUUAAUAGUUCUAAGGAUGACAGAAGGGAAGACAAGACUCCUUAUCAGCUAGUCAAAAAGUUGCAGAAAAAAAUAAGGCAGUUUGAGGAGCAGUUUGAAAAAGACAAAAAUUUCAAGCCGUCGUAUUCUGAUAUUGCAGCAAAUCCAAAGGUUUUAAAGUGGAUGACAGAGCUUACCAAAUUGAAAAAGCAAAUAAAAGAUGCAAAGCACAAAAGCUCAGAUGGAGAAUUCAUACCUCAGACACGACCACGAAGUAACACUCUUCCAAAAAGCUUUGGCUCAUCUUUGGAUCAUGAAGAUGAAGAAAAUGAAGAUGAUCACCGGGUUGCACAGAAAGAAAGGAAGCCUACCAAGGAGGCCACAGUUGAACUAAUUUUUAAAAGGCUGAAGGAAAAACGAAUUGAAAGCUGCCUUCCAGAAGAUAUAAAGAAAAUGACAAAGGAUGAUCUGGUAGAAGAAAAAACGUCUCUCCAAAAAAGUCUCUUGUACUAUGAAAGUCAGCAUGGACGACCGGUCUCCAAAGAAGAAAGGCAUGUUGUUAAACCUCUCUAUUGACAGAUACAGGCUUGUGAAACAAUGUUACUCGAGGCAAGCAUUACUCCCAUCCUUGGCUCACCAUCAACCAAAAGACGAGGUCAGAUGUUACAACCUAUCAUUGAAGGAGAAACAGCCCACUUCUUGAAGAAAGCAAGGUAUUUAUCUAUCCAAAGACAACAGAGGUCCCAUAAGGGCCUAUAGUGUACUCUUCACUGCCUCUUAAAAACUAACACCCAAACGCAGUCUAUUACUACUAGUCCAGUUGAAAACUCAGAAUCUGAUGUUGAAGAAAGUCAAGAGAAAUUGACUCGAGAGCUUCGUCUGUCGAGUACACGUGCAGCUUCCAUGCCUGAAUUAUUGGAGCAACUUUGGAACCAGAGCGGAAAAAAGAAAUUGCGCAAAACUCUACGGGAAUUUGAAGAAGGGUUUUAUCAGCAGAAUGGAAGAAAUGUUCAGAAAGAAGAUCGUGCUCCCAUGCUUGAUGAGUACAGAGAGUACAAGAAAGUUAAAGCCAAACUGCGGCUUCUUGAAGUCCUUAUCAGCAAACAAGAUUCUUCAAAAUAAAUUAAGUUUCUUCAUAAUAGUGAAAGGUUGUUUUCUUAUGAUGUCCAUAGUACUGUUAGGUGUUCACUUUUGUCUUGCGCUGUUGAAAGAAUGCAGUUUUUGUACAUUUUAUGGUGCCACAUUUGAAAGGCAAGUAGGUCCUAUCUAGAAAGCUAACAAAAAACUCAAAAAAAUUGACUGCUCUGUCCAACUUUAGAAAACAUUUUCCUUGUUUCUUUUAAUUAAAAAUGCAUCUUCCUCCCAAAAGACUGUAGAACUAGAACCAUUCAGAAACUCUGGACCUUCUAACUUCGUUUCAUCUGCAUUUGUUAGUGUUGUACUGAACUCCCUCUGUUGCCUUUUUAUGCUGGGGAACAAUGGCAGCAAAUUUAAGAACACAACUGUGUUUUUCAACACCAAACUGAACUGAAAUGCCUUUCAGAGGACCGCUGCAGAAUAACUUUGUUUGAUUUCAAAUGACAUUUUUCAUAUGAUAGAAUGGUUUAUGGUCUGUAGAUAUUGCAACUUAAAGCUCCUUGGUCUUCAGUUUCAGAUUACAAUGGACAAACCAGAAAGUGACCUUGCUUGUUGUAUUUUUAAAACUUGGAAAAACCUGAACAUUUAUAUCACAUAUUGCCUACAAGACUUGCAUUACUGUUAAUUUAUCAAUUUAUCAGCUGAUGGUGAUUUAGUGUGUGAUCUCAAGUGGGUAUUGCAUCUUACCUUUGUAUGGGAGAGUGUCUGUGCUCAGAUGUGUACAGCUCCAGGUUUGCGCUACUUAACUCUGUUGUAUCUGAAAUAAGCAUAUCCACCCUUUACCUUUUUACCAAGGGCUAAAAUAAAAUCAUUAGUGUGAUGGAUUCAAGGUAGAUACACAGUUUGAGAAAAGUCUCUCUGCUAUGUCACUGUUGUAAAAAUGGAAGGAAAAGUGAUUUGUCUGUGACAUUAAGCAGAUAUCAUAUGGUUAUUGCAUGAUGAAGCUUCAGAAUUGAAACAUUUUUGUGAUGUUUAUUUUGCCUAGUAUAGAUGACAGUAGCCUUUAAUGGUUCUUCUCAAUCCCCUCCCUGCCCCACUUAAAUCUGCAUAGUCUGAAAGGCUCUAUACAGUCUGCACAUAGUAAGAUUAUAAAAGGUCAGAGACUCCGUUUUACCACCUGUCUUUAUGGCAUGUGUGCAGACACUGUACCUCAGGCUCUUAAAAAUGGUUUGAUGAAUUGAGUGCCACUGUGUGCACACUGAACGGGAAGGAACAGGGCAAUGUCAUGGGAUUCCUUUGCAUGUGGGUGCUGCAUCUGUGGCACAACUGGACUGAGCCCUAAAUGUUGAAAUUGGCACAUUUUUUAAUCUUUUGUACUGUGGCCAUGUUUUUGUAUGUGCCUAUUUGCUGCAUGUGUUAUGAACAUCUAAUGUCAACACAGAUAUUGAUUCUCAUUGCUUUUUGAAAGACCAAAAAAAUGAAUGUCUGUGAAAUAAGUGGCUAGCAUGUAAUUCAUCAGGUCAGUGUGUUAACAUGGAAUAGAUAGAAAGUAGAUUUUCAAUACUCCAUACUUGCCUGUUUGCUACGUCUCUCUAUUUUUACUGUGAUUAUAGGCAUGUAAUUUUGGAACCCAAGAGCACUGAAAUGAGAUUAUAUUCAAAUGCUUUGCCUUUUUAUACAACUAGAAGGUUUUUUUAGUAGUGAAUUACAGGUUUGGAAAUUAAUCUGGAGAUCAUCUGUGGCUUUUAUUCAGCUCCAUUGUGCAAUGUACACUUCACUUUGUUUUCUAUCAAUCUGCAGACACAGGUGCACCCAAACAUUGAAACUUAUGUGUACUGUACAGUGUUGUACAUGAAUGUUUUAUAUACCACAUGCAAAAUGUCAAUAUGCACUAUUUAAAUGUUUUAAAUAAUAUAUUCCUCCUUUAUAAUGCUUAAAUCUAUAUGAUUCCAAUAUUUUUAUAAAGUGAGUGAUCAGACUGGUUCUACUUCAGAAUUAACAGCUGCUUUUGUGUGUUAUGCAGUGUUUGGCUGUUUGUUCAGUAUCGUAGCUAGCAUGGCAUCAGUUAUGCUGAGAGUGUGUGUUGUGCCAUCUUAUUGAGCAAUAAAUGGUAGUGUUAGGCAUUUGUGAUAUAACAUAGUUUUACUUUGGUAUAAGUAAAAACUAUAUGUGGAUAUAUAGAUAUAUAAAUAUAUAUAUAAAUAAACCAGAUAUAAAUGAUUGCUAUGUCUGGCAUUUCAUUGUAUAGAUUUUUAUAAUAAAAGGAUCUUUUAUUGUCAUACUCCAUUGUGUGUUUGUGGUGUGUAUGUGUGUGUGCGUGGAACAUGUGUUGUUUCUCCUAAUUGACUCUGGGGCGUUUAAACAAGGUUUUAACAAUUGUUUGUUUUAAUCCUGUGUGCUGUUGCCUAAAAUUCUACUGUUUGGCUUUAACACGUAGUCCUGGCUUAGAGUCUCAGAACUGGUGGUAGUUGAAGUUUCACCAGAAACAAGCAUGUACUUGUGUUUUUUAUCUUGUUACAUUGUAAGCUGCUUUAAAGGCCUUCAGGUUGAAAGGUGACCCAUAAAUAAAUAAAUAUAUUCAUUGUG
Molecule: messenger RNA, 5800 nt
Organism: Lacerta agilis (Sand lizard)
Lineage: Eukaryota; Metazoa; Chordata; Lepidosauria; Squamata; Lacertidae
Gene: FAM13B
Product: family with sequence similarity 13 member B
Biological process (GO): signal transduction
Source: RefSeq, a predicted model, not a curated record